CGGUGCGCGACGGUCACCCCGCCGCCCGGCGCGGCCCCGGCCCGCGGCUCCGCGCCCACGGUGCCCACUGAGCGAGCCUAGUGUCCCGGGAGGAGGAAGAACCACAGAGCCCCGGGUGCUCCCGAGGACCGCUGCUGUUUCAUCCCACCCGCUCCCGCCGCUGCCCCGCCAUGGGGAGCUGCGCACGGCUGCUGCUGCUCUGGGGCUGCUCCGCGGUGGCCGCAGGACUGAAUGGAAUAGCGGGAGCACAUUCCCGCUGUGAGAAGGCCUGCAACCCUCGCAUGGGAAACUUGGCUUUGGGACGGAAACUCCGGGCAGACACCACCUGUGGCCGGAAUGCCACGGAGCUGUCCUGCUUCUACAGCGAGAAUGCCGACCUCACUUGCCGACAGCCCAAGUGUGACAAGUGCAACGCUGCCCACCCUCACCUGGCCCACCCGCCCUCCGCCAUGGCAGACUCCUCCUUUAGGGUUCCCCGUACGUGGUGGCAGUCCGCGGAGGACGUGCACCGAGAAACCAUCCAGUUAGACCUGGAAGCAGAAUUCUACUUUACGCACUUGAUCAUGGUGUUCAAGUCCCCCAGGCCUGCAGCCAUGGUGCUGGACCGGUCUCAGGACUUCGGGAAGACCUGGAAGCCUUACAAGUACUUUGCAACAAACUGCUCGGCUACUUUUAGCCUGGAAGAUGAUAUUGUCAAGAAGGGAGCUAUUUGCACUUCCAGAUACUCAAAUCCCUUCCCAUGCACUGGAGGAGAGGUCAUUUUCAGAGCUCUGUCACUACCGUAUGACAUAGAAAACCCUUACAGUGCCAAAGUUCAGGAGCAGCUGAAGAUCACCAAUCUCCGUGUGCAGCUGCUGAAGCGACAGGCCUGCCCUUGUCAGGGAAACGACUUGAACGCGAAGCCCCAGCAUUUUACUCACUAUGCCAUCUAUGACUUCAUUGUCAAGGGCAGCUGCUUCUGCAAUGGCCACGCGGAUCAGUGUGUCCCUGUGGAUGGCUUCAGACCUGUGAAGGCCCCAGGAGCAUCCCAUGUGGUCCACGGGAAAUGCAUGUGUAAGCACAACACAGCGGGCAGCCACUGCCAGCACUGCGCACCACUGUACAAUGACCGGCCCUGGGAGGCAGCAGACGGCAGAACAGGGGCUCCGAAUGAAUGCAGAACUUGCAAGUGCAAUGGGCAUGCCGACACCUGUCACUUCGACAUCACGGCGUGGGAAGCGUCAGGGAACCGCAGCGGCGGCGUGUGCAACAACUGCCAGCACAACACGGAAGGCCAGCACUGUCAGCGCUGCAAGCCGGGUUUCUACCGUGACCUCAGGAGGCCCUUCUCUGCCCCGGAUGCCUGUAAAGCCUGCUCCUGCCACCCAGUUGGGUCCGCUGUCCUUCCUUUCAGCUCGGUGACCUUCUGUGACCCUAGCAACGGUGACUGCCCUUGCAAGCCUGGGGUGGCGGGGCCACGUUGUGACGCGUGCAUGGUGGGAUACUGGGGCUUUGGAGACUAUGGCUGCAGACCUUGUGACUGCGCGGGGAGCUGUGACCCGCUCACGGGAGACUGUAUCAGCAGCAGUGCUGACAUAGACUGGUACCAUGAAGUCCCUGCCUUUCAUUCUCCACACAAUGAGAGUGAGCCACGCUGGGAGUGGGAGGAUGAGCAAGGGUUUUCUGCACUUCGACACUCAGGUAAAUGUGAAUGCAAGGAGCAAGUGUUAGGGAACCCCAAGGCGUUCUGUGGAAUGAAGUAUUCAUACGUGUUAAAAAUCAAGAUUUUAUCCGCCCAUGACAAAGGUUCACAUGCUGAAGUCAAUGUGAAGAUUAAAAAAGUCUUACUGUCUACCAAACUGAAGAUCUUACGAGGCAAGAGAACGCUAUAUCCAGAGUCCUGGACAAACAGAGGCUGCACCUGUCCAAUCCUCAACCCAGGUUUGGAGUACCUGGUAGCUGGACACGAAGAUGUAAGAACAGGCAAAUUAAUUGUGAAUAUGAAAAGCUUUGUCCACCUCUGGAAACCAGCUCUUGGGAGACGAGUCAUGCACAUGUUAAAACGGGAGUGCAAGUAGCCCUGAGGGGGUUAAGCACACAACAGCUCUUCUCUCAGUAUCAGGCACACAAGUAUGAGGA
Acomys russatus (golden spiny mouse) is the source of this 2118-nucleotide messenger RNA. It is a transcript of the gene Ntn4, whose product is annotated as netrin 4. Gene Ontology annotation, molecular function: protein binding. Gene Ontology annotation, biological process: substrate adhesion-dependent cell spreading; basement membrane assembly; cell migration. Gene Ontology annotation, cellular component: laminin trimer. NCBI's taxonomy places the organism in Eukaryota, Metazoa, Chordata, Mammalia, Rodentia, Muridae. The coding region runs from base 171 to 2057 and encodes 628 amino acids. The transcript is spliced from 10 exons. The record is from RefSeq and is a predicted model, not a curated record.